UCAGGAAAUAUCCCUCGGGUAAAGGGGACCCUACCCUAUUACUGAGGAGGACGGGAUCAGAGAGCUGCAGUCUGGUUACAGGACAGAAUAAAGGCUGCUGGGACUUCAGAGACUCCAAGAGAAGCAGCUGUUCUCCCACAGGUGUUGGAAGUGCAAUCAGAUCUCAGAGCUCAGUGGUGGCAAGGCCACAGGCAAUAAUUAACAGGAUGGAUGGAGAAGAGGCUGACGAGGUCUAAAAGGGUCAGUCUGGCCCUUGCCAGCUUCAAAGAAGGAGCUCUACAAUGCAUGGAAUGAGAGAAGACUGCCUGUAACUACAUAUCUCCUCCCCACCCAGCAGAAACAUGAAGGUCACUGUGGCUGCCCUUGCCACUCUUCUCCUCGCUGCCUGCUGCUCCCAAAUCCAGGCUCAACUUGACGGAGUCACCACUCCAACCUCCUGCUGCUUCACUUAUACCAAAAAGAUCCCACGGGCCCUUGUGGCUUCCUACAAGGCCACCAGUAGCAAGUGCUCCCAGCCAGCUGUGAUCUUCACCACUAAGAAAGGCCGGGAAGUCUGUGCUGACCCCAAUGAAAAAUGGGUCCAGGACUACAUGAAACAUCUUGAGAGAAACUGACCAGCUCCUCACUACAGCACUUACCGACCAUCAUUCCUCAUGCCUUGGGCUUCUGACAGCAGCAAUCCCUCUUUCAGGGAAAUAAUAUAAUUGUAUUUAAUUGUUUUUAGGAAUGUUGGUAUAUUUGAAGAUGUUAUUGUUAAAGAGAACAAUUUAUUUUAUUUAAUUUAUAUCAAACACAAAUAAUUUAAGAUUAAAUAUUUUUUUUAAAAGAAAAGACAAGUUUUACAGUCAUAGACUAUGCUAUGAUUGUUAAUAAAGAUGUUUGCCCAUU
Molecule: messenger RNA, 888 nt
Organism: Alligator sinensis (Chinese alligator)
Lineage: Eukaryota; Metazoa; Chordata; Crocodylia; Alligatoridae
Product: C-C motif chemokine 3-like
Exons: 4
Coding region: 342-614 (90 amino acids)
Biological process (GO): positive regulation of ERK1 and ERK2 cascade; G protein-coupled receptor signaling pathway; positive regulation of GTPase activity
Cellular component (GO): extracellular region
Molecular function (GO): CCR chemokine receptor binding; chemokine activity
Source: RefSeq, a predicted model, not a curated record